This is a messenger RNA of Lodderomyces elongisporus, 1140 nucleotides long. RefSeq lists its product as uncharacterized. Lineage: Eukaryota; Fungi; Ascomycota; Pichiomycetes; Serinales; Debaryomycetaceae. The transcript has a single exon. The record is from RefSeq and is a predicted model, not a curated record. The coding region runs from base 1 to 1140 and encodes 379 amino acids.
AUGAUUAAUGUCUUUAAACCAUCGCUACAUGCGAGAGAGACAUACAACAAUAAUUCCAUCGAUUCAUCCUAUUCAUCUUCAGCAGCAGCAGCGUUAUUGCAAUACGAUGGGAACUCCAAUAGUACACCGGUGCUUCCUUUUAACUAUACCGUUGAGGGAUUAACUAGAGAUGUCUACCCAAAACCUUUGCAUUCACAUAAUGAUUAUUGGAGAGCACAUCCAUUAUUUGAUGCUUUAAGUGUUGGUGCCGUGAGUAUUGAGAGUGAUAUUUGGUAUUUUCCAAAAACGUAUACAUUACAACGUACAAGUACAGAGACUACCGCAGAGGGAGGAAAUAAAGUAAAUGCGACUACUAGUAAUGGAAGUUCCAAUGGCGGAGGCGAACCUUCAACUUUGUAUUUCAGGGAUGAUGAAGUAUAUGUUGGUCAUAACCAAGUGUUUUUACGUCCAAUCAAUACAUUGUUUAAUUUAUACUUGAAUCCCCUUUACCAAUUCCUAAGCUAUGCUAAUCCCAAGUUUACCUAUACUGAUGGCAGUGGUAACGCUUUGUUGGGUGACCAAAAUAAACAUAGCAUAUUCUACAAUGAUCCUGAGCAACAGGCUUAUCUUUGGUUUGAUUUUAAAACGGAACCCAACUCGACUUAUGAUGCAUUGAAACCGCUCUUGCAGCCAUUUAUUGAUGCUGGAUUCUUAACGUACUAUAAUGCUACUGAUGAUACUUUGCACGAGGGCCCGUUAGUGUUGACAAUCACUGGUAACUUACCCAUAGAGAAAGUUGAAGAAGAAGAAAUUCGCUAUACUUUUUUGGAUGGGCCCUUGGGUUAUUUCAACCUGUCUGCAAAUGAAAAUGAAUUACAGAGAUGGAGUAAAUUGUCACGUGUCGCCAGUGGCGGGAUCCAGGGUUUGUUGGGUGACGAAUACAACUCGACAUUGAGAAACGAUUUCAAUGAUGAUCAGCAAAGCAAGCUCCAAGAAUUGUUUGAUUCUGCUCACAAGCAUGGCUUAAAAACUAGAAUUUGGGGCGAUGUGACAUGGCCUUGGAACUUGGUGGAUCUGCAUUUGGAAACUUUGUUCCAACUUGGAUCCGAUUUGUUGAAUGUUGAUGACUUACAACGCGCAAGCAACUUGUUUCCCAAUUGA